AUGGGGUCUCUGCUCCUCCUGUCGCUGCUGCUUUUGCUGGUGACCGUGUAUCCAGGAGAUGGAGGCGUGCUGGGGCGCCAGGCUGAGCGUGUGCAAGGCACCAGCGGCAGCCCUCCCGCACCCUCGGGGACACCAGCGCCCUUCUGGGUACGCAUUAGUCCGGAGUUGGUGGUGGUUCCGCAGGGGGGCUCAGUGUGGCUUAACUGCAGCAAUAGCUGCCCCCUGCCGGCAAGUUCCAGCGUCGGCACCCAGCUGCUGCGGGGCAAGACGCUCAGUGGGCCAGGUUGGGUAUCUUACCAGCUGCUGAAUGUGAGGGCUUGGAGCUCCGACGUACACUGCUUCGUCACCUGCGCAGGAAAAACGCGAGAGGCCACCGCCAGGAUCACCACCUACAAGCGGCCUCGCAGCGUUAUCCUGGAACCACCCAUCUUGGUUGGCCAAGGGUACUUUCUGCGCUGCCACGUGAUGCACGUUUUCCCAGUGGGCUCCUUGAUGGUGAUCCUGAGGCGCCGCGGCCAGAUCAUCUAUUUCGAAACCUUGGAGCACUUYCAAGGUUUGCAUGUGGCCAAUGUGACGCUGACCCAUGUUUUGCGCGCUGGGCCCAGCAACCUAUGGCAGCCGUUGACCUGCCACGCGCGCCUCAGUCUCCACGGUCUGGUGAUACACAGCAGCUCAGCACCUAUUAUGCUAACAGCCUUAGCUUGGAACCCCGCCUCCAAAGCCUUGGCCUCCACCUCCAUCGCAGCCCUUGUGGGRAUUCUUCUUGCCAUGGGGGCUGCCUACCUGUGCAAGUGCCCAGCUAAGCAGCCCUGGCUUAGAAAGCUAUUCUAUGCCAACUAA
Molecule: messenger RNA, 840 nt
Organism: Urocitellus parryii (Arctic ground squirrel)
Lineage: Eukaryota; Metazoa; Chordata; Mammalia; Rodentia; Sciuridae
Gene: Icam4
Product: intercellular adhesion molecule 4 (Landsteiner-Wiener blood group)
Biological process (GO): cell-cell adhesion
Cellular component (GO): plasma membrane
Molecular function (GO): integrin binding
Source: RefSeq, a predicted model, not a curated record